AUGGCCUCAAGGCAGUGCAUAAGCUUAUGGACCUCCUUCGCUUCAAAUCUCACCUCUUGGGCAACCUCAGGACCUCGCUUCUGGGGCGCUGCUGCAGCAUGCCUGUUCGUACUCUGGGUCAUCUAUAGUAUCAUCUACGCAUUCUACCUCUCUCCCCUGCGCCGCUUUCCCGGCCCAAAGCUAUGGGCCAUAUCUCGCGUCCCAUCGAAUGUCUCCGUCCUCCGUGGCCACAACCACCUGGACAUACUGGCACUGCACAAGAAGUACGGGCCUAUCCUGCGUAUCGGUCCCAAUGAGCUGGCAUUCAACACUCCCCGGGCCUUUCGUGAUAUCUACGGUGCCAGAGCUGGUAGCUGUUUCCCCAAGGACCGCAGUCACUAUGAGCCGCCCGCGAAUGGGGUCGACCAUUUAGUUUGUGCGGUCGAUAAUGCAACUCACUCCAGACAGAGACGGCUGCUAUCACAUGCCUUCUCGGAGAAGGCACUGAGGGACCAAGAAGCUCUCAUCAGAGGCUAUGUUGAUACCUUGAUUAGCAAGCUGCGGUCUGGAAUUCGGCAGGGAACCUCGGUCGUUGAUCUCAAGAGUUGGAUGAACUUCACCACUUUUGAUAUCACCGGUGAUCUAAUGUUCGGCGAGUCAUUUGGCUGUCUAAAGGAUGCCCAGUUGCACCCAUGGAUAUGUUUGAUUUUCAAGUCCAUGAAGGCUCUUGCAUUCAUCGGGGUUGUGAAUCAGUUUCCCUUGCUCAAAAGGCUUCUGCAGUACCUAGUUCCACGCGAAGUCGAGCGCGUCGGUCGUGAACAUUUCGAUCUGAGCGCGCAAAAGGUCGAUCAGCGUUUGGAAGCUAACAUGACUCGCCCGGACUUUAUGUCGGCUAUUCUCCAGAAUGGACUUAGUGAAGAAAAGGGCCAGUACCGCGAGAGCAAGCGUAUCAUGUCUAGGGCUGAGAUCCAUUCUAAUGGCUUCAUUCUUAUCGUGGCUGGUAGCGAAACAUCCGCAACCCUACUCUCCGGCUGCAUCUACUACCUCUGUACCACGCCGCACGUCAUGGCUCAACUUGCCACCGAAAUCCGCUCGGCGUUCACACAAGAUAGUGAUAUGACAUUCCGUGCUGUGGAACAGCUGAAGUUCCUGACUGCCGUCAUCAAUGAAUCGCUUCGUAUCUAUCCCCCCUUCGUGACGAGUCUUUCGCGCGUUGUACCACCGGGAGGGGCUGUCGUGGACGGUCAUUUCGUUCCACAGGAUACAAUCGUAGCAUGUCAUCACUACGCCUCCUACCAUUCGGAAUCGAACUUCGCCUUACCGGAUAAUUUUAUACCGGAGCGCUGGCUAGGCUCUGACCCACUCUUCGAGCAUGACAAGAAGGAUGUUUUGCAGCCAUUUAGCCUCGGGCCGCGCGUCUGUCUUGGAAAGCAUCUAGCAAACUGUGAGAUCCGUCUCAUUCUUUGCAAACUCCUCUUCCACUUCGACUUGACCUUACGCCCGGAGAGCAUGGAUUGGCCCAAUCAGGAAGUCUAUUUCCUUUGGGAUAAACCUGCUCUCAUGGUCGCUCUAAAGGACCGGUUUCCUGAGUUGGGAGUUUCGGGCUCUCAGCGGCUGACGACUUUGUUCUCGUGA
Messenger RNA from Penicillium bovifimosum, 1614 nucleotides. Its product is annotated as cytochrome P450. The record is from RefSeq and is a predicted model, not a curated record. Gene Ontology annotation, molecular function: oxidoreductase activity, acting on paired donors, with incorporation or reduction of molecular oxygen; iron ion binding; heme binding. Bases 1 to 1614 code for a protein of 537 amino acids. NCBI's taxonomy places the organism in Eukaryota, Fungi, Ascomycota, Eurotiomycetes, Eurotiales, Aspergillaceae. The transcript has 5 exons.